AACGACCACUUUUGAAAAGAAGGAAAGUGGGGGAGUCCAGUGUCGGGUGCCCCGCCUUUAGGCAACAAUCCAGUAAAUCCUAUGAACUUUUUACGUGUACACCGUACGCUUCCAUCUCCACGUCACGACACACCGCAAGAAAGUUUGUUAGCCUGCAGAAAUUAAAAAAAAAGUUCUGACACAAAAGACCAUCCGGUGUGCUUUUGGCCUGUGUAAUUUCAAUGGAUUUCAAAAAUUCCUUGCAGAUUUGCUCUAGUGGAUUCCUCUGCUACAUCGGCGAUGCAAUGCUGCGCUGAUUCGGCUGUGAUCUUCAAAGUAGCGCCUCGGAAUGCUUAUAUUUUCGCCUUUUUGCUCUGUAAACAUACUGCAAUACAAGUUUUUGAAGACUUUGUUAAAGAUUUGUCAUCAGCAGCUCAUUAGUGUCGUCACGCGGCCGGCAUGAUAUCUCUUGGUGUAUAAUCUUUGGUUUUGGAUUCAAUUUUGUCCUAUCUUAUGCCACAUUUAUCUGGAUUAUGUGCUUGUGAAAUCGAGGAUUUGGUAGGAGAGAAGAAAUCCUGCAGGAGGAAGAAAUCCUGCAAGAUGAUGCUCUAAAUUUGGGUGGAUAUUGGAUAUUGUUAUUCUGCUUACAAUUCUUUCGAUCUUUUAACGGCGUUAUGAAGUUCAAGUGAGAGGGAGAUCGGUAAUGGCGGCAGAGCGGGCGUCGUUUGAGACAGCGAGGCAGAUUUCCCACGAAUUGGAAGGCAAAGGUGCCGGCUGCCACUCGGCUGAGGUGGUGGUUGGAUCGGCAGCAUGGAUUGGGAGAGGUCUAUCUUGUGUUUGUGCACAACGAGCAGUGAACAAUGACAAAGUCUCUCUGACGUUGACUCCUUAUCAAGAGAGAAAAUUGCAGAGAUUGCAGCAUCGCAUAGAAGCUUCUUUUGAUAGUACAAGAACUGACCAUCAGGAGGCACUAAAGGAACUGUGGCAUGCCGCUUUUCCAGAACUAGAAUUUAGUGGGUUAAUUUCUGAACAAUGGAAGGAAAUGGGCUGGCAAGGAAGAGAUCCGUCUACUGAUUUCAGGGGUGGUGGCCUCAUAUCCCUAGAGAACUUAAUAUUCUUUUCAAAGACAUAUCCAAGAUCAUUUCAGCGUCUGCUUCAAAAGCAGGCAGGUGAUAGAUCUGUAUGGGAAUACCCAUUCGCUAUAGCUGGUGUAAACAUAACAUUCAUGCUUAUUCAGAUGCUAGAUCUUCGAUCUGCAAGGCCUAGCACUACAGCAGGAGUAAUAUUCUUGAAGAUCCUAUCAGGAGAUGAGUGGGCAUUUGAUUUGCUUUACUGUGUUGCAUUUGAAGUGAUGGAUGCACAAUGGCUUGCGAUGCAUGCUUCUUACAUGGACUUUAAUGUUGUUUUGAAGUCCACUCGUGCUCAGCUAGAAAGAGAGUUGCUUGUGGAGGAAAUUGCACGUAUAGAGGACAUGCCAUCAUAUAGCUUACUUUGCCAAUAGAAGACAUGGUUAAUGUUAUAAAGUGUGGUGAUUGGCCAUCGUAUUAAAAUCUAACAUAGAACUGUUCUUUAAUUCAGCAGCUAAAUGAAGGUUAGACAUGAGUAAACCCUUCAAAGAGUAUUUCGCAUGAUGUUAACUGUGAGUUAUUACAGAUCUUGUCAGUGCUCUCCGUAUCCUGAGAAAAGAAUUUGUUCUGGAUAGAUCUGUGUUUUCACCUUCUAAUAUAUCCCACUAGUCCCAAGAUCCAACAAAGAUUGCUUAAAUCUUUUUUCUUUUCUAGUUUAAAACCUUUGUCUAUAGAGUGAAGUCUUGCGAUUUGAGUUUAUCAGAAAUUAUUCCAUAGUUAAUUGUGCAACCUCGUCAUAGAGAUUGUAAACAUAUUCCUGUUGGUUUUAAGUGCCAAACAAAAAGUGUGCUUCAAUAGAUGGCUUCAGUUUGGACA
Messenger RNA from Cryptomeria japonica (Japanese cedar), 1922 nucleotides. RefSeq lists its product as uncharacterized. The coding region runs from base 683 to 1480 and encodes 265 amino acids. The transcript has 9 exons. NCBI's taxonomy places the organism in Eukaryota, Viridiplantae, Streptophyta, Pinopsida, Cupressales, Cupressaceae. The record is from RefSeq and is a predicted model, not a curated record.